Molecule: messenger RNA, 597 nt
Organism: Puccinia triticina
Lineage: Eukaryota; Fungi; Basidiomycota; Pucciniomycetes; Pucciniales; Pucciniaceae
Exons: 3
Coding region: 1-597 (198 amino acids)
Source: RefSeq, a predicted model, not a curated record
AUGGCACGUCAUGGUAGUACAGCCAAUGGCUUUAAGCCUGCGUCUUGGAACCAAGUCGCUCAAGCACUCCAAGGUUCUGAGCUAGUUAACGGCUUGAGGGCAAAGGACAAGGAUACCUGCAAAAGUCGCUGGCAGGCGCUUAAAAAGCUUUAUGUUAGCUUCCAAACGGUCGCCAGAAUGUUGGGUGCUGGUUGGGAUGAGACUUCAAAAAUGGUUAACCUUCCCCCCUUGGUAUGGAAAGACCUUGCGGAAAACAAAAGCUUGGCCGGCCGCGAUUUGUCACAAUGGGAGCAUCAAUCGUUAUCCCUAUAUCACAAACUGGGCGAGCUCAUCGAGGGGAACGUGGCCACCGGAGAACUCAUGGAAACCACAGAAGAUGGCCCUGCCAAGACCCAAAGAGAUGUUGGAAAUGUCAUUGAAGAUGUGGAAGGUGACAUUGACGACAAGGAUGACGCUAGCGAUCAAGAUUUGGCUGUCAUCCGAGGCCCCGUUCCCACCAUAACCCCUACGGCCAAACGCAAACAAGGAUCAGGCAUGUCGCCUGAAGUGCUUGUUAACAAACUCAAGCUGAUGGGUAGUAGCAUGGCGAGCCGUUGA